AUGGACCCGUCUGCUACUACAGCCCUGCAGGCAAACGGCACACUCCACCAGCUGAGCACCCUCUCUCCUGUCAUCCCCAGGGUAGUCUCCAUAGUUACCAGCCUGGUCUCAGCCACCACAGAGGGGAUAGCGGUGACCCAGGGGAACCGGUCCGACCCGCGCAAUGACCUGAGCACCAUGCGCCACCCACCCACCCCUUCUGUCCUGAGCGCGGUCGAAACCAACUCCAUCCUCCGGGGUAUCGCCGUGGCAGCGCAGGCCCUCAUCCUCCUCUCCAUCUUCCUCCUGUCCAGCCUGGGAAACUCCGCCGUGGUCAUCGUCAUCAUCAAGCACAGGCAACUCCGCACGGUGACCAACGCUUUCAUAAUGUCGCUCUCUCUGUCCGAUUUCCUCACGGCUGUGCUCUGCCUGCCCUUUUCCUUUGUGAUGCUUUUCAGUAAAGACGGCAUAUGGAUGUUCGGAGACCGUUUUUGUGUCGCCAACGGAUACUACGCCAUCGUGAGGCAGCCCCAAGCAAAGAUAGGGAGGCAGAAAGCAACCCAGCUCUUGAUAGCGGUUUGGUUAACUGCGGUCAUAUUUUCGCUGCCUUGUCCGGGCAAAGGCGGCGGAGGAGGAGGCGGCGGUGGAGAGGUGGCUAUGUGGGCGUGUAAAAACCCUGCAGUGUUCUUCUGCCGAGACGCGCAGCCUGACACGGCCACUGUAGCCAACUCGGUGAGCGGUCCCAAGAACAAGACCCCGGACACCAGCCUGUGA
Messenger RNA from Knipowitschia caucasica, 753 nucleotides. The record is from the annotation of a GenBank genome assembly. Lineage: Eukaryota; Metazoa; Chordata; Actinopteri; Gobiiformes; Gobiidae.